AUGACAUCAAAGGAAGACGAGAGCCGAAGACCUUCUUCGCAACUUGCAGAAACGCGAAGCUCGUCGAGCUUGUCUUCUUCGUUCAGUAUGAAAGACUACGAAAAGAAACAUGACGGCCAGGCGGAUACUACGAACUCUCAUCCUCCUCCUCCUCCUCCUCCUCCUUCCUCGACAUCACUUCCACCUCUCGCGAAGCCCCACACGCUCGAGCUCGAUCCCGUGGAUGCGGUCAAUUUGCCCUAUCGAACCGUCACCGUCGAAGCGCAGGAUCGCUUGCGAGAAUACACCGAAGAGACGGCGACGGGUCUGCAGCCGGUGGUCUCGAUGAAGCGCACGAGGACAGGAGAGCUGCAGUCGGAAAAGUAUGAGCUCGUCACGUUUGUCGAGAAUGAUGCCGAGAACCCCAAGAAUUGGUCCAAGGCGUACAAAUGGUGGUGUACCAUGGUCGUGGCCAUUACCUGCUUCGCUGUGGCCUUCAAUUCUGCCGUCAUCACCGCAGAUCCUGCUGGUCCCGCUGAGACGUUUGGUGUCAGUGAAGAGGUCUCGCUGUUGGCGACGACGCUGUUUGUCUUGGGAUUUGGGUUGGGACCCAUGGUCUUCGCGCCACUGUCGGAAAUCUUGGGGAGGAGAAUCAUGUAUGCCAGCACAUUGCUUGUCGCUGUGGUCUUCAUUAUUCCCUGCGCGGUGGCGGACAAUAUCGCCACGUUACUGGUCUGUCGAUUGAUUGACGGUAUCGCUUUCUCUGCCCCGAUGACUCUCGUGGGGGGAACGCUGGCAGACUGUUGGAAAUCAGAGGAGCGAGGCGUGCCAAUGGCUGUAUUCAGUGCAGCGCCUUUCAUUGGCCCUGCAGUCGGACCAUUAGUAGGAGGCUUUACAGCUGACCACUUGGGGUGGAGAUGGCUGUACUGGCUACAGCUGAUCCUUUCUGGCUUCUGCUACAUCUUCAUCACCUUUACCCUUCCCGAGACCUAUGCCCCCACGAUUCUCAAGAGAAGAGCGAAGAAGAUGAGAAAGGAGACGGGCGAUGAGAAAUACGUGACCGAGAUGGACCUGGACUUGCGACCCGUGAGCGAGCGGUUGCGCGUGUUCUUGUUGAGGCCUUUUCAGCUUCUGUUCCAAGAACUGAUCGUCUUCUUCAUCUCGUUGUACAUGUCCGUCCUGUAUGGACUGCUCUACAUGUUCUUCAUUGCAUACCCCAUUGUCUUUCAGGAAGGCAAAGGCUAUUCAGCGUCCAUCACAGGCCUCAUGUUCAUUCCCCUUGCACUGGGAGUCAUCAUGAGUGCCAUCUGCUCGCCGUGGGUGAACAAACACUACCUGAAACAAGUCGAGCGGUACAAUGGCCGGCCGCCAGCUGAAGUUCGACUGAUCCCCAUGAUGUGGAGCUGCUGGUGCAUACCAGUGGGGCUCUUCAUCUUUGCGUGGACAAGCUACCCGCGACUGACCUGGUUUGGACCAGCAUUUGGCGGCUGGUUCGUGGGAUUUGGCUUCAUCUUCCUGUACAACUCUGCAAACAACUACUUGGUCGACACCUAUCAGCAUCAAGCAGCUUCGGCGUUGGCAGCCAAGACGUUUCUUCGCAGCAUCUGGGGCGCCGCAACUGUCCUCUUCACGAUCCAAAUGUACCAUCGACUCGGCGAUCAAUGGGCAAGCUCUCUUCUUGCCUUUAUCGGAUUGGCUUGCUGCGCGAUUCCAUAUUUGUUUUAUUUCUUUGGCGCGCAAAUCAGGGCACGCUCCCGAUUCGCAUACGCUGGUGACGAGGAGAACCAUACCAUGGACAUCUACUUCUAA
Messenger RNA from Sphaerulina musiva SO2202, 1788 nucleotides. Its product is annotated as MFS general substrate transporter. Gene Ontology annotation, biological process: transmembrane transport. NCBI's taxonomy places the organism in Eukaryota, Fungi, Ascomycota, Dothideomycetes, Mycosphaerellales, Mycosphaerellaceae. The coding region runs from base 1 to 1788 and encodes 595 amino acids. The record is from RefSeq and is a predicted model, not a curated record. Gene Ontology annotation, molecular function: transmembrane transporter activity. The transcript has 8 exons.